GGCUCGGAGAUGCGACGGGAAGCGCUGCGGCUCCGGCAGCGGCGGGAUCCGGCUGACUGGAGGGCGGCGGAGUCGCGAGGCAGUCAGAGGCGGGCGGUGGCGGCGGCUCCUCUCCUCAUUGCGCCAGGAGCAGCUGCAGGCGGCGGCUGGAUCCAGCGGCCAUGGCGGCGGCGGUGGCGGAGGCAGCUCCCUUCAGAUCCCAGGCAGCGGCUCCUCGACUGCUCCCCAUACGCCGGGGACAUGGGAACCCGGCAACCGCUUCCGUCCCUCGGGGCCCCCUCCCCCGUCCACGGCACCAGCGCGGCCGCCCUCCCGCCCCUCGCUUCUGCUCGGUGCCCGCUCAGGAAGCGUCCGCGCUUUGCCCCCAGCCCGGAGCCCUGUCAGCGGCUGCGGGGCCGGCUCCUCCUCGCUUCCUUCCUUCCUUUGUCACUCGGCCCGGGCGGCGGCGGCGGCAGCAGCAGCGGCAGCACAAGCCCGCAUUCGCCCGGGUCGGGGGCUGCUCUGUGUGAGGAGCGCCGUCUGCGCAGCCGCCUAGCUCUUCCCCACUCCCCCUCCCCCCUCCUACUCGUCCGCCGCCUCCUUCCUCCCCCACCCAGCCUUACACCGCCCAGCGCCCCGCCGCCCGCGUAACAGGCGUCUAGGAAUUGCCGGCCGAGCCCCGCGACCGCCCGCUUCGGCUGGGAAGCCGAAGACCGAGCGGAGCCAAUCACGGACGUCGUUUCUUUGCGGCUCCUCCCGGAAAAAGCCGAUGGACCUGAGGAACCAAUUACAAAGUGUCGCUGGAAAUCCACGCCCAAAAAGCGGAAAGUGCCGAAGAUAGCCGAACGAGAAGGACACUGUGCCAGGCCUUACGAAUACAGGAGUGUGAAGAUGAAUAAAAGCCAUUCAGAGAUGACCACUGUCUUGCUGCAUUCCUAGAGGAGCUCUGGUAGAGUGGAGGCGUGUAAACAGACAACACCACCAUGUCAUCUGGCAGCCAAGGACUAGCACGGAGGAGGAGAAGUGUCCCAGAGAUCAUUUUCCAAGUUGUAUUUAAACCAGUGGUCUCCAUAGUUGAGUGUAUGUACCCAGAGGUUGUACAGGAUGAUCCUUUGGAGUGCUACAACUAUUAGAACCUAUUUUUAUGUUAAGAAGUAAGAUAUUAUUUCUCCAGUGGUUAUUUACUGGUAGACACUGGCACCCUCCUCAGUUCCUCUGUCAAAGGAAGAGGUGACACAUGUGACAAUAUCACUAUCCUAAAGGAAGGGGACAAAUCCACAGCCUAGAAGGGGUUGUGAAUACAAGGGGCCCUCCUGCUUUUUUGAAUUUUCAGCAACAUAUGGCACUUUCCUUGUGCUUAAUUAAGUGGAUUUCCAGUCAUAUUAUUUGAAUUUUAACUAAAUUGACUCUCACAGAUUGAAAAUGAUUCCUGCAAAUAAAGUAUUGAUGACAGAUCUUACUAACAGUGCAAGAGUGAGUGAACAAACAGAAGAUGGCGAAGCUGACAUUCUGCUCAUGGUAGGAACUCUUCAUCAGUCACAUGACUAGGCAAAAAUAGUACUGAGCUCACCAAAUUUGACAAGAAGUAGGCCUGAAAAUUUUGAAGUUCUCAAGAACUUUUGAAAAAUGAAGUUACUAUCCACUAUUGUUAAAGUCAAAGCUUACCCUAAGUUUCCAUAUGAUUGAGAUGUAACUAAUGCCAGUGUGAAGCCUCCACAAUUACCAAAAUGUUUAAAGACUAUGCAUCUGGGACAGUGUUAACAAUUUUUGG
Diceros bicornis minor is the source of this 1750-nucleotide messenger RNA. RefSeq lists its product as uncharacterized. The record is from RefSeq and is a predicted model, not a curated record. Bases 10 to 630 code for a protein of 206 amino acids. The transcript is spliced from 2 exons. Lineage: Eukaryota; Metazoa; Chordata; Mammalia; Perissodactyla; Rhinocerotidae.